Messenger RNA from Coccinella septempunctata (seven-spotted ladybird), 2081 nucleotides. RefSeq names its product exonuclease 1. The transcript is spliced from 6 exons. Gene Ontology annotation, biological process: DNA recombination; mismatch repair. Gene Ontology annotation, cellular component: nucleus. The record is from RefSeq and is a predicted model, not a curated record. Lineage: Eukaryota; Metazoa; Arthropoda; Insecta; Coleoptera; Coccinellidae. Bases 150 to 1985 code for a protein of 611 amino acids. Gene Ontology annotation, molecular function: DNA binding; 5'-flap endonuclease activity; metal ion binding.
UCCCGCCAUGAAAAAAGAUCAAUGAAAAUACAAAAUACUGAAUUUUUCAAGAUAGACUGAGAGAAUAUAUUAGUUAUGUCUACUGCAAAAGAAGUAAUUUAGUAUUAUUAUUUUGUUGUGCAUGUUUUUCAGUUGUUCCUACGGAAAUUAUGGGUAUUACAGGACUACUUCCGUUUUUGGAGAAAGCCACAAGAAAUUGUAAUAUUUCAGAAUUCAGAGGAGCCACAGUGGCGAUUGAUAGCUACUGUUGGCUUCAUAAAGGAGCAACAGCUUGUGCAGAUGUGUUAGCAAGAGGAGAAGAAUCUGAUGUCUAUGUGAAUUACUGCAUGAAAUAUUUGAAUAUGUUAAAGAAGUAUGACAUCAAACCAAUUAUGGUUUUUGAUGGUAAUCACCUACCAGCUAAAGCCAUUACAGAGAAACGUAGGCGAGAAACUAGAAAAAAUGCAAAGGUACGGGCAGCCGAACUCUUACGCCUAGGCAAAAAAGAUGAAGCAUGGAAUUAUUUCAGACAAAGUAUUGAUAUUACACCUGCUAUGGCAUUGAAUCUCAUAAAGGAAUGUAGAAGAAAUAAUAUAGAUUGCAUUGUUGCUCCUUAUGAAUCGGACUCUCAACUAGCUUAUUUGAAUAUGAAAGGAAUAGCCGAUAUAGUGAUAACGGAAGAUUCGGAUUUAGUACUUUUUGGAUGUGAUAAGAUUUUGUAUAAAAUGGAUGUCAAUGGAAAUGGACGUCUCGUAGAAAAACAUAAAUUGCUCUUGUGUAUGGACAUGAAACCUGACAAAUACACCUUCGAUAAAUUUCGAUACAUGUGCAUAUUAUCUGGCUGUGAUUACUUAGAUUCAUUACCUGGCAUUGGCUUGAAAAAAGCAUUGAAAUUUAUAUCCUUAACCGCAGAAACGGAUCCUGUCAAGUUUUUAGAUAAGCUCCCUAGAUAUCUCAACAUGCGCAAUAUAGUAAUGACUGAUGAUUAUAAGACAAAAUUCCUUAUCGCCGAAGCAACCUUCAAACAUCAGGUAGUAUAUGAUCCCCUGCAGAGAAAAUUGACUUAUUUAACAGAUCCUGCCCUGUGUGGGACUAGACCUGAGCAUUGUAAAAAUGCUGGAGAAUUUUUUGACGAAAAAACUGCUUAUCAGGUUGCCAUAGGGAAUUUGAAUCCUUUUUCUCAUGAAAAGCAUGAUGACUGGUCGCCGUCUAAAAAUUGGAAUAACAGUUUCCAUAGCAUUUGGUCCAACACUUAUGUAAAAAAAAUAUCGAGAACAGAAAAAAAACAAUCAGAAAAAUCAGAGAUGGCUAAAGUACAAGAGAUGGAAAUGAAGGAGAUGAUUAGGAAAAAUCAAGAAAUUGAAUGUGAGAGGAAAGCUCGCACCCAAAUAUUUGAAUCUGAACUUGACAUUUACUACCAGAAUGGUGAAGAUAGGAAAAUUUCACAUGAGUUUAAGAGUGAAAUAUUUGAAGAUAAAAAGGAGAAUAUGUCGGGAAAUUUAGAGAAAUCUACCUCAGAUACUGUGAUAAAACAAGAAUCUCCCACAUUAACGAGAAAAUUUGUGAAUCCUUUCCUUAAAAAAAGGCUCAGUAAAUUUGGUUCAACUGAACUGAAAACAGAUGUCAUUGUGAAAAGUAAAUAUUUUCACUCCGAAUCUGUUUCUUCCGAAAUUGUGGACACUGAUAGAAAAGUCAUAAAUGAUGAAAAUGCCUCAGAAACUAUAGAAAUCGAGGAUGACGAAAGAAAUAGCAGAAAACGGAAAACAGAAUCGGAUGAGGUUGACCUAACGAAUGAUAAAAUUGACCCCACAAAUGAUGAAUCUCAAAUGAAAGAGGUGAGAAGUGAUUUGGAGAAGACUAGAAAAUUUUGCAGCCAGCCAACUGUAAGCCCAGCUAAAAGACCCAAGUUGUCCAGAUGUCGUUCUGUAGGUUUGCAACCCAAGUCGAAGAAAAGCCAGCCCACUUUACAGGCAUUUUUUGGGAGUAUGAAUUCGAAGAAGAGUUAAUUUUUUUUCAUUUUAAGAUUCUGUUUUAUAUUUUUUGUACAUGAACAAGUUAUUUUCAAUAAAAAAAUCAGUAAGAAAUAAAAUGCGUUGAAUAUA